AUGAAUUUUAAUGUCUGGAAUAUCAAAGAAAUGCUCAGUAUUCCUUCAGGCUCUGGGAACACCAAAGCGUCUGUCUCGAAUAAUAAUCAGACUGAUUAUUCCAGUCUCAGUGAUUCACAAUUCCUCUUUGGAUCUCAGUUCUGUCCAGAAAAUUCAGAGACUCUGUCAGCACCUUUGGACUUUGGUGCACAGUUGAGACAGCAAAAACAAUCGCAACAGAAUUCUUUGGAUAGUGAACCUAGUAUCUUUACAAAGUACCAGACAAAACCCCAGCUGUUUGGAGGCAAUGCAAAAGAUGGAGAUUUAUUUCCUCUUCCUUUGCCAGUUGGAAAAUCAAAAGGCCUCUUGGAACAGUUUGAGGAAAAAAAGAAAACAGCAAAAGACAAAUGUGACAGUGAGACUCUAUACAACUUUGUUUCCAAUGUCAGAGAAAGCAUUCACAAGUUGCAGACAUCUGUGGAAAAGUCUGAGGAACAUCUCACUUUAAGAAGUCAAUCUAUUCUGGAUUCUUUGGAGACUGUGGCCAAGACACUGCAGGAGACUGCACGGACCCAGAGUGACCUGGUGUUUGAGGCAGUGCAGGAGAAAGGCAACACGGAGCAAGCCAUCCUUGAGAUGCAGAAAAAAUUCGAAGCUAAACAAGCAGAGAUUUUGGAAAUGAAGUCCAACCUGAAGCACCUGGAGGUUUUAGUUGCACAGCAGAGUAAGGACUUCCAGCAGCUGUGCGAGCAGCUAGGCCAGCUGAAUGUGCCCAGUGUCCUAGCAGAGCUGAAGAGAUGGAUCUCAGUGCCUCAGGUGUCCAGACAUGUGAGAGACAGCACUGCUCAGACGUCGCCACUUCUGGCUCGGGACCUCAGCUUCACCAGGCAGGAACAGUAUGCCUCUGAGGACCCAAUGACAUGGCAGGCCCAGGGCCUCCCUGGUGCGGGGACUCCCAGUAGGGGCUCCUCACAGCCUGGAAAGUUUGAUGUCUGGGGUGAGGCAGCCAAGAAUGGUGCUCUCCAAGAAGAGGCUGCACUGCCAGGAGCUCAGCCCCGUGAAGGCAAUGGGUGUGCAAAGGACCAAGCAAUGCAGCCUCACUCCAACAAUCAAGGUGUUCGCAAAAGCCAUCCUGAGAACCCUGGCUCCCACAUCCCAGGCUACAGGGUUCCUGGCGACAGGGACCAGGUUUCUCAAGGAGCUUCACAGCUCACAUCCCUGGACUCAAACACAUUUGCAACCAGCAUCAAGAAUGCCUACCCAAAAUACCAAACCAAAAGCAUGUCUUCUAGUGACCCAUGUGAACAGGUGGUGACUGAACAGAAAGGCGGGGCUGUAGAAAGAGGGGGGAAAGGCAUGAGGCAGCAGACCAGGGGAGCCUGCAGAGGCAGGCCCACAGCCAGGAAGCAGGAACAGGCCCCAGGUGCGACCCGUGCCUUCAGGUCUAAAUAUCAGAGUCCUCAGCCUCCAGGUUCUGUCCCACAAAGUGCCCCCCGCGGGCAGCAGGAACCCCUUACUCAUGUGCAGCCUCUGCAUGGGGUCAGGAGCCCCAGCAAGCCAGUCCGUGCUGUUCUGAGAGGCACAGUCAUGCCCACAAAGACAGCGAGGGCAGCACGACGCAGCUGCUUGCAGUUCAGCAGGUUCUCUUCCCCAGACAACAGCCUGCUUUCUGGCAGUUCCCAGGGGGACCACCAAAUGAGCUGGUUCAGUGACCUGAGCCUUGGACGUUCAGAGCCACCCCCGUGCAAGGAGCCAGGGAAGCAUUUUCUCUAUGACCUGGGGUUUGACAGCAGUGAUGACGGCUUCUGA
Messenger RNA from Lepus europaeus (European hare), 1788 nucleotides. It is a transcript of the gene IHO1, whose product is annotated as interactor of HORMAD1 1. Bases 1 to 1788 code for a protein of 595 amino acids. NCBI's taxonomy places the organism in Eukaryota, Metazoa, Chordata, Mammalia, Lagomorpha, Leporidae. Gene Ontology annotation, cellular component: condensed nuclear chromosome. Gene Ontology annotation, biological process: meiotic DNA double-strand break formation; homologous chromosome pairing at meiosis; DNA recombination. The record is from RefSeq and is a predicted model, not a curated record. The transcript has 7 exons.